AUGAAGGACGACCUGACUCCCGAGCUGGGCAAGAGGAGACGACCGGCUUGGGGAGCGUAUAAGAGCAUCGAGGAUGUAGUGAAGAAGACCAGGAGCACCCGGAGAACCCUAGCCGCUGGACACCCUCCGAGCAAGGACACAUGGGACGACGCCGUCGAUGUCAACUACCGCGACACAAGGUCGAGGCCGGAGGAUACUUCGAUGGGACCGACACACUGGCUAGACGUAAGGCUUGCUUUGUUGGCGCAGCGAAAGCUGCUUGCUCUGCACGACGCUUACUGGUAG
Messenger RNA from Necator americanus (New World hookworm), 285 nucleotides. RefSeq lists its product as uncharacterized. Bases 1 to 285 code for a protein of 94 amino acids. The record is from RefSeq and is a predicted model, not a curated record. NCBI's taxonomy places the organism in Eukaryota, Metazoa, Nematoda, Chromadorea, Rhabditida, Ancylostomatidae. The transcript has 2 exons.